AUGGCUUACAACGCCAUUUCUCAGGCUGAUCUCGAGGUCGCCUCGAAUGCGACGGAUUCUGACGGCUCCCGCAGUCCUUCGCCCAAGCAUGGCUUCCAGCAACUGCCGCUGGACGUGGAUCACAUGGGAGGAGGCAGCUUUCUCGAAACCGCCAGGACCGCAGAAGAUUCCAGUAUGAGUGGUUUUGGUUCGAUGAUCCGGUCGAUGACCUCGGCCAGCUACGAGAUGGUGGAGGAAGAUGACUAUGAAGAAGUCAUGGCUGAUCAUCCCAACCGGCGCAGUGAUAACGCUACUAGCCUCCGACGGGUUCCUCCGCUCGACACAACCGCGAAACUAGCUCCCUCCCCUGAACCUCCCCUACGAACCCCGAUCAGCGAUCAGCCUGUUCCUCUUAGUCACCCGAUCCCGGAUCUGCAGUCGCUCCAAGGUGCUUAUCUUGGAAAUGUAGAGAGGCUGGAAAGGAGUGCGGAACGCAUGAGCUCAACCACGACGGAUAUUGAAAGUGAGAUUCGCAAGUUGGAUCUGGAGCAGAAGAAGCGCUCCACCAGUUCCGCCAGCAAUCACAGCGGAAUGUCUCCUACAGUGUCAACCCCCCAGUCUGCGACACGUUUGCGAUCCGGUUCUGCGUCUCGCCUGGCGCAGGUUUCCGAGCAUGGACAGGAACACGAUGAGUACGGGCACGCUGCAUAUCCAUCCUCCGCCGCACAUAUACUCCCUCCUCCUCCAGCGGCGCACGCGCAAGGCGACUCUGUCCCAUAUGGCUAUCAGUAUGACGGCGGAGAUGAAAUUGAACGACCCGCAAGCGCUGCGUCCAACGAUACAUACCAACAGGCCAAGAUCCUGUUUACUGACUUCGACGGGGUUCAUUACAUUCCGCAAGAGCAGGCAUCGGAUCUCGUGCGACAGAUUUCUCUGACCAGAUCGCCCGUGGACACAGCAUCUGGGUCGCACGAGCAGCCACCAGCGGGAGAAAACAUGGUUUACUAUCCCGCGCCGGUUCCGAGAAUGUUGAACCUCCCACCUCGGCUGUCGCAAAAGCCCAUUUCAGAACGGGAGAAACGUCGCACGCAGAUUUUGAAGUCCAUGGCCUCCGGGAAUGCAAAGCAUUCGCUCUCAGGCCCUGAUCGCGACGAUGCGAGUGACCCGAGACGCAGUAAACAAUCGACAGAUAUGCCUCCGCAACUACGCGCAAGCGCUUUCUUCGAGCAACCAAGAACAUCUCUUGAUAUCGAGAUCAAGGACGCAUCUGCUGUUGCAACUCUUGACAGCAUUCUGGAUGCAUCUGCGCAUGCACCCGUCACUGCCUUCACAGACCAUCCGUUCGCGGGCCACGCUGGUUCUGAGGUGUAUAGGAGCUCUAAACAUAAAGCGUCUUCCAAUUAUUUGUCAAAGCAAACGGAAGCCGAAGUUGCAGAGGCGCACGAGGGUGCUGCUUUACACAGUGGGACCAAUGACGAAGAUGGACUGGAUCACCCACACAUGAGUGAGGAGGAGGCAUUGGCAUUAGAGAAAGAAGAAGAGGAAAAGAGUAAUUACACAGGGCCGCCAAACACACUCAUGGCAGAAUUGGAGUUCAGAAAACACGAGCUUCAGCACCGGCGACGGACAGCCGCGAACACCAUUGGCUUGCAUUCUACUUUGCUGGAGUUGGAGGCCGUUGCUCAGAAACAGAGUGAACACAGGAGGCAAAGACCAGUCACCUUGGCUUGGGAAGGUCCCGAUGGUCACAGGCAUGACGAUGAGGAAGAUGAUGACGUUCCCCUUGCCAUGCUCUUCCCCGAAAAAGUCAACCUAGCGGCGGACACCCGGCCACUGGGUCUCAUGGAGAAGAAGCAGCUUGAAGACAGUGAGCCCCUAAGCAGCCGCCGCGCAAGGCUCCGGGGUGAGGCACCUCCCGUCCAACCACCUGUAUUCCAGAGAUCAGGCACCAUGCACUCACAGGGGGUUCUUGCACCAACUGAAGCUGACAGUGAGGAUGAAGGAGAGACCCUCGGCCAGCGGCUCAAGCGCCUGAGGACUCAAGGCGAGAGUAGCGUCGCGGAAUCUGACUUUACCCGUGAGGUUUUGGCGGAAUUCCGCAACAUGCACGCGGAUGAGGAGAAGAAGGAAGAGGCACCACAUGAGGAAGAAGAAAGUCUAGGAGCAUUGCGAGCCCGCCUGCAACGGGAAACGAAGAAGACGCAACGCAGUACACACUCGAGAGUCCCCUCUGCUCGAAGGAGCAUUGCCGAUAUGUCUCAAAUGCGCCCUUCCACACUUGGACGACAGUCGUCGCAGUAUGGGACACUACCCCACGGCGGCUCAGCAGAGAGUCGGAUGUCAAUGUACCAGUAUCCUUCGAAUCUCGGCCACGCAGCGCCAGUAGGAUAUCCCCAGUAUCCAGAAUACGGGAUGCAGAACCCAUAUGGUCAAGGAAUGGUGUAUCCGACCACGAACACACUCUACAGUGAUGCUAAGCUGGGGAUGAAUCAUUUGAGCUAUGCGAUGCCCAACAGCCUUCACUCGAAGUUAACAAAACCACCCGUCGAGCCCGGACAGCGAGAAGUUAUUGAUCGUUGGAGACAGAGCAUCAGGUAG
Aspergillus wentii DTO 134E9 is the source of this 2577-nucleotide messenger RNA. RefSeq lists its product as uncharacterized. The record is from RefSeq and is a predicted model, not a curated record. The transcript has a single exon. The coding region runs from base 1 to 2577 and encodes 858 amino acids. NCBI's taxonomy places the organism in Eukaryota, Fungi, Ascomycota, Eurotiomycetes, Eurotiales, Aspergillaceae.